Molecule: messenger RNA, 2078 nt
Organism: Lycium ferocissimum
Lineage: Eukaryota; Viridiplantae; Streptophyta; Magnoliopsida; Solanales; Solanaceae
Product: B3 domain-containing protein Os01g0234100-like
Exons: 7
Coding region: 290-1822 (510 amino acids)
Molecular function (GO): DNA binding
Source: RefSeq, a predicted model, not a curated record
UUUUGCAGUACUCUUGUUAGCACUUUACUAAUAGUAAAAAUGGUUCUCGCGUUCCUAUCCAGCAUCGAUUAAACAACAAAAUGCAUCUGUAAUUGUGUUUUCUUGUGGAGUUCUCAUUUAACAGUUAAAACCAAACGAAACGUCCAUCUAAAUGUACCCUUGACCGAACACCGAAAAAAGGGCUCUAUAUAUCUCUUACUAGUAGUUGUUUUCUAGUCUUGGUAGAAAAACGAUCUGCUAGAAAGAAAAAAAAAAAAAAAAGAACCCAAAACGCACAAUCUUAAUUCCAAUGAAGAUAAAAGUAGUUCAUCGAAGUUCACCCCCAAAUCAAGAAGAUAAAUCCUACCCAGAUAUGCCCAAGAAGGAAGUUCUUGAUGAGGAACCUGAAAAUCAACAACUUGAGUUACCUGAUUCUGCAAUACCCAAAGACAAUUUGAGUCUUGUUGAUGCUUCCAUCCCAAUUAACUCCCUGAUUCCCUCUCCUUCCUUGCUGGGUAAAAGAAGAAGGAAGCCCAAGGAGAUAAUUGAUCAGAUUCCAACAAUUCCCUACAGGAAGAAGAGGGUAAUCAAGAAACAGGUCCAAUCCAACAAUGCAGUAGCUGAUGCUGGGUGUAAGUCAAUUAGCACCAAACAAGAGAGGGCUGCAGCUGAUGGUUCUGGAAGUGCUACCCAAAUGAAAUCAGCAGUCAUCAUUCGAGCAGAUGACCUACUGUCAAGUAUUGGAAAUGAAUAUCCCAGUUUCGUGAAAUUAUUAGUUAGAUCACAUGUUGGUAGUUGUUUUUGGAUGGGACUUCCUGUGCCAUUCUGCAAGAACCAUCUACCAAGAAAGGACACUCAAGUUAUUCUUGAAAGCGAGAAUGGCGAAGAAUUUGAAAUAAAAUACAUUGCUGAAAAGACUGGACUUAGUGCAGGAUGGAGAAAGUACGUUGUUGCUCACAAGUUGGUUGAGGGAGAUGCUUUAGUUUUUCAACUAGUUGAGCCUACUAGAUUCAAGGUCUAUGUCAUAAGAGCAAAUGAUCUAAAGGAGGUGGAUGGCGCUCUUAGCCUUCUAAAUUUGGAUGCACCCCUCAAGCAAAGUGAUGCAGAGGGAACUAAUGCUCAUAACAUAAAGAAGCGUCAAAAGAAAUCUCUUCCUUUAACUGUUGUGCAAAGGAGAAAGCGAAAGGCGGAUCUGAGUAGACAACUUGUUCCACUGGAGGCACAGUCGGGAAAUGACAGCGAUGAAGUUGCUUCAGAAAUUUUAGAGGGCUCGAAGUCCUUUGGACCUGCUGUUAAUUUUAGAGACAUUAAGAGCCUUGAGGAGUUCCACAUUCUGGUGAAUGGAUUAUGCAUAGACUCUGAACUUCCUGAACAUAUAAGGAGAAAGUACUACAAGUUAUGCUGCAGUAGAAGUUCUUUUCUUCAUGAUCGUCUUCUACAAGGCCUUCAUUGUAAGCUGGUUGCUGGUAUGAUAUUUGAGGUCAUCAACAUUGCCGAUAUGAUAAGAGCUUGCACUCUCACCACCCCACGGAAGGAAUUCGAUAUAUGGGAGAAGUCACUGAAAUCUUUUGAACUUCUGGGCAUGAAUGUUGGAUUUCUGAGGACUCGUCUGCGCUGGUUGCUGAGUCUUGCAUUUGACUCGGAAGGCGCUUCGGACACCAAGAGGUACUUGGAAGCUAAAAACGAGUGGUCUCGAGCUGAAGAUCAGAUACGGAAUCUUGAAACGAAACUUGAGGAACUGAAACAAGCUUCUGAAAAAUAUGGUGCUGAUGUUGAGGCUCUGAAAUCAAAAGCUGAGAGCUAUGAGCUUAUGUUCCAAGGAGAAGUCAAUGCUCCAUGGUAGACUUCUCUAUGUUUCUUCGUUAUUAUAUGGUGUAUGCAGCAAAUCAGAGAGAAGGUAGAAAGGGAGAAUGUUGUUAGUAUAUCCUAGUUUGUACUUAGUAGUAAAUAUCAAUCUGGAAGGGCAUGAUAAUUUUACUUUGACUGCUAAAUUCUGCUGUUAUUGUUAUGAAGUAUUAUGUAAGCCUGAAAGACCUAGCUAAAAAAUUUCAAAGACUGGCGUACAAGCAGUCUAGAUUCUAUGAUAGUUGUUUCAGUUU